Mangifera indica (mango) is the source of this 1766-nucleotide messenger RNA. Its product is annotated as heat stress transcription factor A-1e. Gene Ontology annotation, biological process: regulation of transcription by RNA polymerase II. The record is from RefSeq and is a predicted model, not a curated record. Gene Ontology annotation, molecular function: RNA polymerase II cis-regulatory region sequence-specific DNA binding; DNA-binding transcription factor activity. Gene Ontology annotation, cellular component: nucleus. The coding region runs from base 64 to 1548 and encodes 494 amino acids. The transcript is spliced from 3 exons. NCBI's taxonomy places the organism in Eukaryota, Viridiplantae, Streptophyta, Magnoliopsida, Sapindales, Anacardiaceae.
CCCUUAUUUAAAUACGCACAAAUUGCAAACAACUCAAAUCAAUUAGUCUGUGAUCACUCAAGAAUGGACCCCAUGUCAAGUGGGAAUUCGCUGCCGCCAUUUCUUAGCAAAAUCUACGACCUGGUGGAAGACUCCUCCACAAACGACAUCAUUUCCUGGAGUUGUGGUAGUAACAGUUUUAUUGUCUGGAAAGUCGCCGAGUUUUCGAGGGACCUCUUGCCGAAGUAUUUCAAACACAGUAACUUCUCCAGCUUCGUCCGCCAGCUUAAUACUUAUGGUUUUAGGAAGGUUGACCCAGAUCGGUAUGAAUUUGCAAAUGAAGGCUUUUUAAGAGGCCAGAAGCAUCUAUUGAAGAAUAUUAGUCGGCGAAAAUCAGCUCAAGGUCAUAGUCAACAACCAGCUCAACUUCAGAGCUCCACAGCUGGGGCAUGUGUUGAAGUGGGGAAAUAUGGGCUUCAGGAAGAGGUUGAAAUCCUUAAGCGGGACAAGAAUGUUCUCAUGCAGGAACUUGUUAGGUUGAGGCAGCAGCAGCAGGCCACAGAUCGUCAAUUGCAAACUGUGGGGCAGCGUGUGGAGGUGAUGGAGCAGCGUCAGCAACAAAUGAUGUCUUUUCUUGCAAAGGCCAUGCACAAUCCAGGCUUCUUAAGCCAGCUUGUACAACAGCAGAAUGACAGCAACAGGUGCAUUUCUGGUGGCAACAAAAAGAGGAGGCUGCCUAGACAGGAUGAAGAAAAUGUGGCUGGUGCAUAUAAUGCGGCUAAUGGACAAAUUAUCAAAUUCCAGCCUUCAAUGAAUGAGGCAGCUAAAGCCAUGCUGCACCAGAUCUCAAAGAUGAAUGCAUCUUCUAGGCAUGAACCAUCCGUGAGCAACCUUGGGUCUUUCCUGAUUGAUAAUGUUGCUUCUGCUAAUGCUUUGGACAGUAGGAGCUCCUCUAGUCAAAUUUCGGGAUUGACACUUGCUGAGGUUCCACCCACUUCUGGGCAGUCUUAUAUGUCAGCUGAAUCAAGAUUUCCUGUCAAUUGUCCAUCUUCUGCCAUGUCUGAGAUACAAGGUCCCCUUUGUAAGGCAGCAGACCAUGUCAAGGUGGAUAAAAUCCGAAAUACGAAUGUCCAUAUUGAUAGGGAAGACAAAACUUUGCCUAACUCUCAAUUACCAGGAAUUGUGCCUGAAAGUACUAUUGGAAUCCCUGAUGUGAAUUUUGUAUUGUGCGGAAAUGGGAAUGCAGAAAAUAUGGAUCCAAUUGCUGCAGUUUUGGAUGGUUCAAUGCCUGUAGAAGCUGGUUUUUGUUCCCCUGACCAAGAUGAAGACAUUUUGCCAGAUGGGAUCUCUAAGCUUCCAGGGAUUGAUGAUGUCUUUUGGGAACAAUUUUUCACAGCAAGCCCACAUACAGGAGACACAGAUGAGAUUAAUUCUAGCUCAUUGGAAACUGGCGUGAGCAAUGAGGGGGAACCACAGCUGGGGCAGGAGAAUGGAUGGGAUAAGAUUCCGCAUAUGAAUCAUCUUACUAAGCAGAUGGGUCUUCUUGCGUCCGAGGGCAGAAAGCUUUGAUGUCUUCCAUAAUGUGUAUAUGACCUUCAAGUUGUUCUGAGAGGUUGAAGUACUCCACCGAGGGCAUAGAGAGGGCUUUUAUCGAAAGGGAGAUGCCCCUUGAAGUUUAUGAAACACUUUUUUGCCAGUACUAUAUGUUCUUAAUAAGUUUCUUCGUGAAUCCUGGUCUUGGAACACUUAAAUAAUAUAUGCAUAUGAUAUAUAAUGGGGUUUACAUA